This is a messenger RNA of Xenia sp. Carnegie-2017, 815 nucleotides long. RefSeq lists its product as uncharacterized. The transcript is spliced from 4 exons. The coding region runs from base 258 to 815 and encodes 185 amino acids. NCBI's taxonomy places the organism in Eukaryota, Metazoa, Cnidaria, Anthozoa, Malacalcyonacea, Xeniidae. Gene Ontology annotation, cellular component: membrane. Gene Ontology annotation, molecular function: carbohydrate binding. The record is from RefSeq and is a predicted model, not a curated record.
AUCAUAAGCUCAAAGCAAAAAUUCUACGGCGGUUGCUCGCUUUCAAUAGACCAUGCAGAGCCAUCAAUGCCAUAACCCAAACAUUUUGGGGUGGUCUACUCUAUUCACGCUAUAAUAAAUGUAUAGCAGCUUCAGGAGAUCGAUACUACGUGGAACUGGCCAAUUGUAAUGACGAAGAAGAUGAACGAUUUAAUUUAGGCUCGGUAACAUGUGCUGGAAAAAAUAUAUCGGACGUUAGUUGUUCUUAUAAUCAAUAUAUGGUGAUAAAAGUUGCGGAAUAUUGUGGAUUAAGAAAAGGAAGCAUUUGUGGUUCAAGUUUUGAUUACAAUUGCAGUGUCGAUGUAACAUGUGACCUUAAAAAUUACCGUGAUGGUGAAAGAAAUUGUAAUAUAACUGUUGAUGAUAAUCAUUUCCCUUCAAAUAUUUGUCCUGGUUUGGAUAAAUAUCUUUACUUUGAAUAUCAAUGUAACGACACAAGUAUGCCACACAGAGAAAUUUGCAAUCUUCAUGAUGUACGCCUGUCUCCGAACAAAGGUAUCGUAGAUGUUAUUACCAAGUUUAGAAACUUAACGAUCUGCAAAAAUGGAAUUUUGCAUAAAGAAAAGACAAUUGUCUGUAAGCACUUUGGUUAUACUACCGCAACAUCUGUGGAAGGCUCGAUGCCACUAUCAUCUUUGAUGUAUCCAUCAUUUAAACCUGGAAAUAUAAAUUGCAAAGUUCAAGUGAAUGAUUUAUCUCAAUGCACCAUCACUCAAAAUAAUGGUUGUUCUCAAUACUCGUACAUAACAUGUAAGCAAUCUUAUUCAUUCUUUUAA